ACCCAGAAAAAAACAUCGAAGAAAAGUCGGUUACCUCAAACAAUCAAAGGCUUUGGUUCAAGACAAAUUUUAUGUUCUCUUCAAGACCUCUUUGUUUUUUUUCUCUGUUUCCUUCUCUAGUGUCAUGAGCCCCAUCCUGAUCACUCCAGGAAGUCUCUUGAUUUUUUCACGCAUGUCCAUGUCAACACAACUGUCCCCUUUCACAUAUGUUUACUCUGCAUGUAAAGGUCAGGACACGUAGAAACAGCUCCCUGCCACGUGUUCUUCCACGUGUCAAUUCAAAUUUCUAUAUAACCCCAUAUCAACAUUUUGCACCUCCACAACAUAUAGUUGAUCACUAUCCCCAUCGAGAACCUUAACAAGCAGAUCAUCAGUGUUUUCUUGUUCUAAAAAGUUUUGAGAAGAACAAUGGCUUCAGGUGGUAAACAGCAAUUCCCACCUCAAAAACAAGAGACUCAGCCUGGGAAAGAGCAUGCCAUGGACCCCACCCCUCAGUUCACAAACCCAGAUUACAAACCCUCCAAUAAGCUCCAAGGGAAAGUAGCGCUAGUGACAGGUGGUGACUCUGGGAUAGGGCGAGCUGUGUGCCAUCUCUUCGCUCAAGAGGGUGCAACUGUGGCCUUCACAUAUGUGAAGGAGCAGGAGGACAAGGACGCACGUGACACAAUGCAAAUGAUCAAGCAGGCCAAGACUUCUGAUGCCAAAGACCCCAUGGCACUAGCCGCUGAUCUGGGUUAUGAUGAAAACUGCAAGAAGGUCGUUGAUGAGGUGGCCAAAGCCUAUGGACGCAUUGAUAUUCUGGUUAACAAUGCUGCCGAGCAGUACAAGGCAAGCUCAGUUGAAGAUAUUGAUGAACCCCGUUUGGAGAGGGUGUUCAGGACCAACAUAUUUUCUUAUUUCUUCGUGACCAGGCAUGUUUUGAAGCACAUGAAAGAAGGUGGCUCCCUAAUCUGCACAACAUCAGUGGUGGCCUACAAAGGAAAUGAUAAGCUGCUUGAUUAUACUGCAACAAAGGGUGCCAUUGUGUCCUUCAUUAGAGGACUUGCACUUCAUCUAGUAGGCAAAGGCAUACGUGUCAACGGUGUGGCGCCUGGACCGAUCUGGACCCCGUUGAUCCCCUCAUGUUUCGAUGAGGAAGAGACUGCACAGUUUGGCUCUGAAGUGCCAAUGCAGCGAGCUGGGCAGCCGUUUGAGGUUGGCCCGUCCUACGUCUUCCUUGCUUCCAAUGCUUUCUCUUCAUACUAUACUGGCCAAGUUUUCCAUCCUAAUGGUGGGGUUAUUGUGAAUGCUUGAUGGGGUUUGACAGAAGGAAUCUUUUAGGUGGUGGCUUUUUGUGUUUUGGGUCAUAAUAAAGUAGCUAGUACUACGUUCUUGUAAGGGUAAGAGUUGUGUAUGCAGAGAACGGUGAUGAAAUGAGUUAAUUUGUAAAUGUCUGCUUCUGUAUCUAUUAGCUCAGGUGAAAUGUAUGUACAUACAGUAUGCACUCUUUGUUAAUAAAACAAAUAAGUUAAAAGAGUUCAUAAAUGUA
Messenger RNA from Prunus persica (peach), 1528 nucleotides. Its product is annotated as glucose and ribitol dehydrogenase. Lineage: Eukaryota; Viridiplantae; Streptophyta; Magnoliopsida; Rosales; Rosaceae. Gene Ontology annotation, molecular function: oxidoreductase activity. The coding region runs from base 409 to 1293 and encodes 294 amino acids. The record is from RefSeq and is a predicted model, not a curated record. The transcript is spliced from 4 exons.